CUCUUUCAACUUUCUCUUAGCUUUAUAGAGAACUGUUCAAUUAUUAUUAUUUUGAAACUGUAUAUGUUUAGAAGCAAAAUAAAAUACAACAUAAUCAAUUCUUUAACAAUUUUUACGUAAGACAUAAUUUAAUACAAAUAAAUCCUACAAUGUACAAGGAUUCAAAUAACAUAAUCAAUAAGCGCAAACAUGCUAAUUUAACAUUCACUGUGCGCAAGAGUGUGUGGCGCAUCAUCACAGUUUUUAUUUUGUUACCUAAUAUACGAAUCAGUAUAUCUGCGGCAUUCACGAUAAAUAGUAUGUUCAAGUAUUAAAAAUCUAAUAAUACUUUUAUCAUGAUUAUAAACUAAAAAAAAUAAAAAAAUAAAGUAAAACAAUGGUUGUAUCGAAUGUAAUUAAUAAUAAUAAGAUGCACGAAUGCGAUGCCAGCGAUCCUUUUUCAAAACUUCAAAAGUUCGGAUGUUUUCAAUUUUAUCAAUAUUUUUUAUUAUGUUUACCGUUAUUGGUUGUAUCUAUGAUGCAUGUGAAUUAUGUGUUUGUCGCUGAACAAGUUAAUCAUAGAUGCAAAGUUCCUGAAUGUGAUAUUGCCAAUCCUGUAGUAGAUAUUCCAUCAUGGUGGCCCAAGAAUGUUGAUCCAAAAUGUUACAAACCAAUCCUUGAUAUAAAAAAAUACCAAGCAAAUAAUAAUACUUGUUCUGAUGUAACUUUUCUUGAACAAAUUGAAAAAUGUAAUUCAUGGAUAUUUGAAAAUCAUAAUUCGAUUAUAUCUGAGCUAAACCUUGGCUGUGAUUCAUGGAAAGUAUCUUUAGUUGGCAGUAUACACAACGCUGGCAUGAUUGUUUCGAUGAUGAUCACUGGAUGGAUUGCAGAUAAGAUCGGAAGAAAACCCACUGUAAUAAUUUGCUCCAUUGGAGGUUUCGUGGGGAUGUUUAAAAUAUUUGUCACCAACUACUACACCUAUAUAGCCUUAGAAUUUUUGGAAUCUGUCUUAGCAUCAGGACUGUAUACUGUUGCAGUUGUUUUAUUAAUUGAAGUUGGAGGAGAAACUAAGAGAGUUUCUACGGGUGUUAUAUUCUCAUAUGCAGUUUACAUGGGUGAAAUAAGUUUCGCUUUAUUAGCGAUGGGAUUUAAAUAUUGGAAAUAUCUUAUUUUAUUAGUAUACACUCCUUCAAUAUUGUUUAUUUCGUUUACAAUCUUCCUAAGAGAAAGCACAAGAUGGCAAAUUCUGCAUGGUAGAAUGGAUGAUGUGAAAAAGACGUUUAAAAUUACUUCAAAAAUGAACGGUCUUCACUUGCCUCAAGAAACAAUUGAUGCAUGGAGUGACGUUGAGAUUAAAUCAAAGUAUAACUUAGAAAUGCAGAUAGAAAAAGAAACUAUGAAAGAUGUGAUACGAUCAAAGGAAAUUUUAACGCGAUUGGCAGUGACUUCCUUUUGUUUUUUCACUUCUAGUUUUCUUUAUUAUGGAUUGAUUAUUCAUUCAGUUCUGUUACCCGGCGAUAAGUAUACUAACUUUAUUUUGACCUCAGUCGUUUCUUUCCCUGGGGAUCUGUUGGCGUAUUACACUAUGAAUUAUAUUGGAAGAAGAAUCACUUUACAGUGUGGUUACAUAAUAACUGCAAUAUUUUUGUUAGCGCAGAUAUUUUCACCUGAUCGUAAGUAUUAGAUAUAAUACAAUACAAUUAAUUUAACAAUCUUCCAAUUUAGCUAAGAAUUUGUAAUAUAUUUAAUUGAUCACUUUAAAUUUUUAUUUUUAUGUAGUCAUUUUAAUGAGCGAUAUUAUAUCAAGAGCUUUAUUUUAUUAUAUGAUAAUAUUAUUGUUGUUUUUUAGAUAUGUUCUGGCUCAAAAUAUUCUUAUUCCUGGUUGGCAAAUUUGGAGUCGUAAUUUGUUUUACGGGAAUAUAUACUUAUAGCCUGGAAUUAUUUCCAACGAGCGUAAGGGGAUCUCUAUUGGGAUGGGGGAAUACUGCAGCAAGGGUCGGAAGUAUGUUGGCUCCAUUGACGUCACUUUUGAUGUCGCAGAUGACUUCUUUACCUUCGAUAUUGUUUUCUUUGACGGCGAUUUUAUCAGCUAUAUUUUUGAUAUUUACACCAGAAACGAAAGUCAUGCCCUUAUUCGAUACAAUAGCACAAGUGGAAGCCAACAAAAGAAAAAACUCAGAAAUUUGUACCCAUUUGUAAUGUGCAUUUUUAGUAACUAAAUAUUAUAUCUAUAAAAACAAUUAGUGGAUUCUAUUAAAGUGCUUUUAAAUAAGUUUA
Messenger RNA from Diatraea saccharalis (sugarcane borer), 2256 nucleotides. NCBI's taxonomy places the organism in Eukaryota, Metazoa, Arthropoda, Insecta, Lepidoptera, Crambidae. The record is from the annotation of a GenBank genome assembly.